AUGGACGAUCUCUGGCAGCCUCUCUUCCAGCACGCCUUUGAGUCCGACGUCGUGCUGCUCGGCGAGGGCGACACCGUCGGCCUGCACACCAACGGGGCCGCGCUCGUCGCCUUUGCGCCGGAACUCCAGGUCCACAUCGACAAAGCCACCGCCGCCGACAUCGAAAAAUCGGCCGUGGCGGUCGCCGACAAGGCUGACGUGGUCUCUGCCUCGACCGGCGCGGCAUCGGUCGCGCCGGCCGGCGUGGCGUCGGUCUCGGCCGGCGUGACGUCGGCCGCGGCGGGCCAAGUCGCGGAGACGUCCGACGCGAUCGCCAUCGCGCGGGAGGAGGGCCUCGCCAUUGUGCCGCUCCCAGGCUCGCGGCGCGCCAUCAAGCUCUUCCUGCGCCUGGCACACGAGUCGCUCCUCAAUGCCGGCGGGGCGAACAACUUCGACUGCGACGAAACAAUGUUCGACUUCCUAUUCGACAGCGAGUCGCUGCACUGCGAGUUCCUGGAAUUGUGCGUCCGCGUGGGCGACCAUGCGCAGGCGCUGACGGCGGGCGGAGGCAUCACGCGCGCCCUCAGCGCCUCGCUCGAAGCGACCACCACCCGGCUUGACGAUGGGAUCGACUCCGAGGCCGCGCUGCGCAUGUUCUGCUGCCUCUCCAAGCGCUUCUCCAAGCGCUCGGACCCGCCUGCCGACAUCGCCGGCUACAAGAGUGUCGUGGUUCGGCUGGCGGAGGAAAGCAUCGACAAGUCCUCUCUCAACCAUCUGCUGGCCCCGAGCAAGCUCGCAAGCCUCGAUAUCUCGCAGCUGGUCACGCUCGUCGACGUCCUCCCGCCCGACGCGAGCGCGGAUGGGCUGCUGCUGGUUGGCGACGUGAUUUUCUCCGACUUUUCUCGCAUCUCAGGCAGCAACCCGUCGUAUUCGACGUGGCAGCACAAGGUCUCGCUCUCCCCCGCCGGCACGACCGGCGCCGGCAAGUCCAUUAUCCUGUUCCUCAACGUGACUCCACGAAGCGGUGCGGAACGCAAGCCCGGGGCCAAUGAGCUCAAGAAGUGCGACGAGUUCGAUAUCAGUCUCUCCGUUGACGGGGAAUGCGCCUCGGACCACCCGCUGACCGUGUACGACGUGCAGCUGAAGGCGCGUGGGACCGAAAAGCCAUCGCCGAAGGUGGAAUCGAUGCGUGCCUCGUUCAUGUCUGAGUGCCUCAGCAUCGACCUCCGGACAGAGCUCUUUCAACCACCCGAGCCGCGCCCGAUCAACGUGGCGCUCGCGGACGGCACGGACCCCGACACGGGCUCGCCGUCACAUGUCGCCGGCUCCAUCGUGUCGGGCGUGCUGAAUUACCUCAUCGACCGCGUCGUUGCCACCGGGAAAAAGGAGGAGGAUUCGCCGACGGCGCCGUCGGUCAGGAUGUCGCAGGAGCCUGCCGAUGGUGCGGACAAGGAGACCGAUGCUGCGCCGCAGGACUCGGUCACGCGCCUCGGCCGCGCGCUCAACGGCGGCGACGACUCGGGGAGCGCGAGGGCGGAGCUGUCAUCGCUUUGCACCGUCCGCAUCGAGCUCCGCUGCGUGAAGGACGAGCGGCGACUCGCUCUUCUUCGCGCCUGGGCCAGCGCGCACGGGCUCGACAAGGAGGCGCCCUCGAUGGUUGAUCUCGUGAUGUACUACGAUGCGCUAUGCGAGCGCGAGUCGCCCGAGGCAAACGCGAGCGACCCGAUGCGCCCCGCCAGCGCCGACCCGCUCCGACGAAUCCUCUUUGACGACACGCUCGCCCGGCCCCUCGCCGACUCCCGCAGCCUGCGCCGCUUCUUCGAGGAGGGCGCCACCCGGCUCGGCGCGCCCGCAGCCUCGGGCCCCUCGCCCCCGUGCGCCACCGAGCAGCUGAGUGCGGAGCAGGCGGCGGCGCCGGUGCGCACGCCGUCGAGCUCCUCUGCCGACCAGCGCCGCGCGCUGGCCCAGCCAACGUCGCCAGGCGCCGACGCGGACGUGGACGGCGACGCAAGCGCCGAAGAGGCGCUGCUUGACGCGCUGCGGCCGUGGGCUGCGGCACACACGCCCGACGAGAUGGUGGCGGCGCACGUGCGGCAGCCCGACGGCCUCUUUGGCGACGCCGCCCGCGCGGGAAGCCCUCUGCGCGCCGCGCUGUCUGACGGGCUCCUCCCCGGCAUCGAGGCACUGCGCGGCAAGAGCUACGAGCGGAAGGCGAUCGAGGCGUACUGGACGAGAGAGAAGGCCGCCGUCUCGCCGGUCACGCGCAAGCCGCUCCAGUCCAAGACCCUCGUCCCAAACAUCAACUUGCGCGUCCUCUGCGAGGAGUACUCCGCAAGGCAGCGCCGACUCCACGGCGGCGCAACUUCGCCGCAGGACGUCGUCAUGGGCGCGCUGCUCCCGCCGCCGCACGCGCCCGGCGCGAAGCGCAGGCGCCCGGCAGAGCUGGAGCACGACGAGCAGGCCGCCUCGGGCGUGGCCGCAGGCGCCAAGCGCAAGCUUCGGCUGGCCUCCGGAGACGGAUCUCCGCCACCGGUCUGA
Molecule: messenger RNA, 2517 nt
Organism: Emiliania huxleyi CCMP1516
Lineage: Eukaryota; Haptophyta; Isochrysidales; Noelaerhabdaceae
Exons: 6
Coding region: 1-2517 (838 amino acids)
Biological process (GO): protein ubiquitination
Molecular function (GO): ubiquitin-protein transferase activity
Source: RefSeq, a predicted model, not a curated record